This is a messenger RNA of Erpetoichthys calabaricus (reedfish), 4086 nucleotides long. It is a transcript of the gene mcoln1a, whose product is annotated as mucolipin TRP cation channel 1a. NCBI's taxonomy places the organism in Eukaryota, Metazoa, Chordata, Cladistia, Polypteriformes, Polypteridae. Gene Ontology annotation, molecular function: NAADP-sensitive calcium-release channel activity. The record is from RefSeq and is a predicted model, not a curated record. The transcript is spliced from 14 exons. The coding region runs from base 198 to 1919 and encodes 573 amino acids. Gene Ontology annotation, cellular component: lysosomal membrane; plasma membrane.
GACGAACGGAGUCACCUGACUGCAUGUUUGCAAAUCUGCAGGACAACAGUGCUGGGCUUGCAAAAGCAGGAAGAUCGCCCGACGGAUGAGCUGGAGGAUCUUGCAAGAUAGCAAACGGGGCCAUCCUCGUUUCGUUUUGAAUGACUGGCGAACCCGCACUAAUGGCGAGAGGAAAACUGUAGGGCUUUUGAGAAACGAUGGCUACCUCCGUGUGUAUCAACUGCACGGAUCAAGAGCGCGAGAGGCUGUUUACUCCUGUGAACAGCUAUGGCUCACAAGCCACCAGCAGCGGCAGCAAUGAGGUGCCACCUCUGCCGAAGCUCGAACGUGUGCUGGAGGAGGAGGCUCUUCGCAGGAAGCUAAAGUACUUCUUCAUGAGCCCAUGUGACAAGUACCACGCCAAGGGGCGCAAGCCAUUCAAGCUGAUUCUGCAGAUGGUCAAGAUCGUCGUUGUCACGGUGCAGCUGGUGCUCUUUGGUCUCAGUAAUCAGAUGGUUGUCACAUUUAAAGAGGAGAACACCAUAUCAUUCAAGCACCUUUUCCUAAAGAACUACGCAGAUGGAGGUGAUGACACCUAUGCCGUGUACACACAAGCAGACUUCUAUGACAGCAUGUUUUACGUAGUCGAUCAGUUUUUGGCACUCCCAAAUACAACAGUUGGCCGCUAUGCAUAUGUGCACAGUAAACAUGCCAAUGAAAGUACCCUCUUUCUGUGUCAGCAAUAUUACAAGAAAGGAAGCAUUGACCCUGGAAACGACACCUUCGACAUUGAUCCCCACGUGAAGACAGAAUGCAUUGGAGUGAACCCCAGGUCAAGGUCCGAAGAUGAUUACGAGUAUAGGAACUUCACUCUUAAAUUUCACAAACUCAUCAAUGUGACUGUACAGUUUAAGCUAAAAGCCAUCAACAUUCAGACGAUCAUAAACAAUGAGGUUCCGGACUGCUACACAUUCACCAUCACAAUCACAUUCGACAACAAAGCCCACAGCGGCAGAGUGAAGAUCAGCCUGAAUAAUGAGGCCUGUAUUAAGGAGUGUAAGGACCCGAAUGUCUCCGGCCGUGCAGAGAACUAUUCCCGGCUAGCAUUUGAUGCGAUGGUGGUCAUAUUGUGCAUCAUGUCAUUCUUACUCUGUGGACGUUCAAUUAUCCGAGGCCUGUUUCUACAGCAGGAAUUUGUGCGGUAUUUCCAUAACCACUUUGACAGGAAGGUGAGCUGCUCUGACCGCUUGGAGUUUGUGAACGGCUGGUACAUCCUGCUAAUUAUCAGCGACAUUUUGACCAUUAUUGGCAGCUUCAUCAAGAUGGGCAUUGAAUCUAAGAAUCUGGCCUCCUAUGAUGUGUGUGGUAUAAUGCUGGGCACAUCUACCCUACUGGUAUGGGUGGGUGUCAUUCGAUACCUCAGCUUCUUUCAGAAAUACAAUAUUUUGAUCAUUACCCUGAGGGCAGCCUUCCCUAAUGUGAUUCGUUUCUGUUGCUGUGCCGCUGUGAUCUACCUUGGAUAUUGCUUCUGUGGAUGGAUCGUCUUGGGGCCCUACCAUGUCAAGUUCCGUUCCCUCUCCAUGGCGUCGGAGUGCCUUUUCUCCCUAAUCAAUGGUGAUGACAUGUUUGUUACUUUCUCUGAAAUGCAGCAGAGCAGCUUCUUGGUUUGGCUUUUCAGCCAGAUCUACCUGUACAGUUUCAUUAGCCUUUUUAUUUACAUGGUGCUGAGUCUCUUCAUCGCUCUCAUUACGGGUGCAUAUGAAACGAUCAAGCAUCACAGCAUGGAGCCAGUUCACAUCACAGAUUUGCACGCCUUCAUAGCAGAAUGUAAAGACACCCCAAAUUCAGGCAAAUUCAGGGGUAUAGAGAGCUCUCCGUGCUCCGUUUUCUGCUGCUGUGACCGGACUACUACAUAUGAGGAUGUUCUCCUAAUAAACUGAGGGAACGACCGAGAAACCUGCCAAAAGAAUGAGACCCUCAUUCAUCUUUCGCCAUUGUCCUUCCCCCAAGCCCACUUCACUGUAACACGUCCUCUCAUCCUUUGCAAUGUAAAGGGGUGGAAGCCAACAGAAGCUGCUCAGAAACUGAAAGUCGGUUAAUCAAACAGCAGGCUGCCUUCAUCUACUUGGGUUGUUUUAAUUCUUGAUGGACACAUCCAGGGAAUUUUGACUUGGUGAAUUUUAACAAGUGGAUCUUAAACCAUUUUAAACAUUUUAAAUUAUAUAGUCCGUGAGCAAUGACGCAAACUCCGCUGGACAGACGUUAAGACUGGAAAACUGACACAUUGAGAUGACCAAGAAGACCCUUCCGGAAUCGUGGUGGCAGUAUGGUGAUUUUUAUUUAUUUAUUUUUAAUUUUUUUGCAAUUUCAGGACAUUUUAAACUCUUUGUUCCUGUUCAAUUCCUGAUAGUCUUAUGAAGCUGACAGUACGAGGACACACCGUGCACCCGCUACUGAAUUAGAAAUAUUUGAAACUUUUUUUGCCAUCGUUUUACCACUUGGAUUUCUUACACAAGAUUUGUUUUUGGUGGACGGUAUCCAGACACUUUUGAACACUCCGCUGUGUCAAUACGGUCCAUUCUGCGAUUGUACGACACGAUGGAACUCUCCUGAUUUAUUUAUUCCAUGAGCUGCGAUCCAGCUGACCAAUGGCCGUUCGAGAACACUGGAAGCACUUUUAUAGCCGAUCAAAAAGCACAAAUGCAGAAUCAUUGCCUGUUCAGAAGCCGUCAUGGAUGUGCGUGUGUGUGUGGGUGAGGCGGUGUUAUUUCGUACUGACUAUUUUUAAUUUAAAGGUACAUGCGCACAGAAAUGCAAUACUGAAGAAAAAAAAUGAGUGACCUGUCUGACGUAGGGUUUCAGUUCAGCCUUCACAAAGGAGGAUGAGGAAGCAGGUGAAGUUGUCAAAUCUGUUUGUGCUGACUCGGAUAUACACACAUAUGAAUUAGCAAGACGCGUAGAGUCGAGAAGCUAUCUUGCGUCCUCCAUGCCUGCAGAGCUUUACUUGACGUUACCUCUCAUUUAAUCGACAUUGGCUCAUCUCGCCCAAUAGCCAUUUUUAGAACUUAUUUGUGAUGUAGUGAGACUGGAACACCGCGUGGUGUCGUGAUGGCAGAUCUCACGUUUUGUUUUAAGUUUUAUUGUGUGUAACAGUUUAAGAGGCUGGCAGCCGAGGGGUCCCUAUCAGUCCGAGCUGCCGCACCCAGGCCUUGUGUGCAUGGCACUGUAUUCUUGCACUUCUGCCCCUGCAGUGUCAUUGUUAACGUCAAUUCAGAGCAUUAUGUUUUACUGAAGUUUUUCAUAAAUCUCAAAUCACUGAGCAUUCUUUUAAUUUUCAUAUUGGUUUUUGCCCUUUGGUCUUUAGGGUUUAAACUGCCAAGUGGGGUCCCACGUGGGAUUCCAAACUGUGAGGGGUGUGGGUUUGGAUGAAAAGUAACAACAUAUAUAGACUGUCAUGUCUGUCAUUCCGGAUAAGGGAAGGUGGCCUACAGGUUGUAGUGCGGGUGACCGGCUGUGUAGCGCCAGCAAGCAACACAAUACGACGUAAAGCUUUAUGGCAGCUCUCCACGCUCAAGGAAAUGUGAAUUGGCAUCUCUGAUGUUCUGUGGUGGGCAUGAAGGCAAAGAAAGCCCAUGGGGCCUUACUGAUUGUGUCACUUUAAUCGGACUGCUGGCUCGUGGUCACAGAAUGAGGUGGCUGUGAGAGAGAGAUUGCCUCUAACUCCCAUGAUCACUUUCAUUUCAGGCGGGACUGCAGUGCCAGCUUAGGCCCAUUGUUGCGCUCAGAGUGGUGAACUGGCACACAGAAUUGGCUCAGUAAUGACAAGAUUAAAAACUAUUGUUAUGUGCCACCCCCUUACCCUCUGUUUACCUUGGCCAUGCUGUUCGUUGUGCCUCUCUGCAGAGUGAUCGCUGCCACCGGAAAGAAGGACACAAUUACAUCUGUUUUAUUUUUUAUUUGGGUGGGUUUUUAAACACGUGGUGUCCAAAAGCAAUGAAUCACAUGUAUGAAGUUCAUUUUUAGUGGGAUCCAUGCCCAGUACAAAUGACAAUAUGAGCUGCUGUCAUUAGGGAGGUAAGCCUUUUAAAUAAACGUUUCAUUAAAAAU